Molecule: messenger RNA, 312 nt
Organism: Tetrahymena thermophila SB210
Lineage: Eukaryota; Ciliophora; Oligohymenophorea; Hymenostomatida; Tetrahymenidae
Exons: 2
Biological process (GO): mitochondrial respiratory chain complex III assembly
Source: RefSeq, a predicted model, not a curated record
AUGUCAGUACCAAACAAGUUCACCUUACUCUUCUACAGAAGAAUGCUUCACACUAUGAUGAAAGCAUUCCCUGGAGACUAUAACAUGUUCCAUAGUUGCAGAAUCGAAUGUCGCAAAAAAAUUUUAGAAAAUAAAAAUGAAACAGAUCCUAUAAAAAUUUAAGACCACAUAUUCUUUGGAGAAGAAAUUAGAGAUAUGUUAGAAAAUAAUUUAAUGCAAGGUAAAUUAUAAUAAAAUGGAAAUUACAGAUUUAAAGCAAGACCUGAGCAUGCAAUGGGUGAACAUGUCAAGCCUAUUCCUACAGACAAUUGA